This is a messenger RNA of Colletotrichum destructivum, 950 nucleotides long. Its product is annotated as Putative OsmC/Ohr family, K domain-like, alpha/beta, OsmC/Ohr superfamily protein. The record is from RefSeq and is a predicted model, not a curated record. Gene Ontology annotation, biological process: response to oxidative stress. Bases 148 to 831 code for a protein of 227 amino acids. Lineage: Eukaryota; Fungi; Ascomycota; Sordariomycetes; Glomerellales; Glomerellaceae. The transcript has a single exon.
CUCCCUUCUCCGGUUAUAAGUCUCAACAGCGUUUGUAUUGUUUACUUGUGUGCUUUUACUUCCAAUCACAUUUCCAAAUCACCACAACUACAAUCACCUAAUUUGAUUUGUGCAUCCCAAAAGUUACCAAAAGAAUCACUCACCAUCAUGGCGUCCUCACUCCGUACGAUUAGACUCGCACAGCGCGUACCUCAGGUGCUUUCAAGAGCUGCGCCAAAGCCAGCUCGCAUCACCAUACAGAAGCGUCUCAUCAACACUGACACCGCGCCCGUCCUCUACAGUGCGUCCGCAAAGGUCAUCGGCGCGCGCACGGGACACGUCCAGGGCGACGACCUCGUCGUGGACCUCACCAUGGCCAAGGCGCUCGGCGGGCCCGGCGACAAGGGCAAGACGAACCCGGAAGAGCUCUUCGCCGCAGGAUACGGCGCGUGUUUCCAAAGCGCCAUGAACGCCUCGGCGGCGAGCAUGAAGAUCCAGAUGCCCAAGAAAUCUGAGGACUCGGUCGUCGAGACGACGGUCCACCUCGUCGGCGACAUGAAGGGGCUGGAUAUGGGCCUGCGCGUGGACAUGAAGGUCCGCGUCAAGGGCUUGAGCAACGACGAGUUGCAGAAGGUGGUCGACAAGGCCAAGGAGGUGUGUCCGUACAGCCGCGCGACCAAGGGGAACGUGACGACCAACAUCGAGGUCGUCAAGUUUGACGAGAACGGAGAAUCUGAUAACUCGACGCAAAACGUGACCUCAGGGGGUUCGGAGAAGUCCAAGGGCAGCUCAGAGAAAGAACCUGGAGAAGUGAACGGAGUGCGACCGACCGGCCACAGCGACUAUCAAUGAGCGUGGGACAGUUGCGUUAGAGGUCGUUUUGUUAGAGAAGGAGUCGCAUUGCGAUUGCGAUAACAUCGCAUGUAUGACAUUGUACACAACUAUAUCAUAGUAUGGCUGGAAUUCAAUUG